CCCUGCUACAGAGCCUCACUUGGAUCCUUGUAUAUGAGUAGCUGCAGUAGGUGACCUGAAUGUGCGUGGGAAAUAUGCAGCCCAGCUAGCGCGCGAACGGUGAACGUUUACCUCUGGAAGAAACCCCUCGCGAUCUAGGCAUCUAGGUUGUCCUCCAUUUAGGUAUUUGUGCAAGAUCAGGAGUAGCUGUUAAAUUGGUUCUGUCGUGUCGGCAAUAAGCGAGAACGAUGCACGCUCACACAGAGGACGCGCCUCGGGAAGACGAGGCAGCGUCUACGAGCUCUGCAAAUGCACCAAAGGCGAAAUUGGCCUCCCAGCCGGAUCCACAGCCGCAAGCGCAGCAGCCAUCCAAUGACACAGCGGACGGCAUCGCAAUCACGAAGCCCGCUAACGACGAUUUGCAAUACCGCCACCUCGUCCUGCCCAACAAUCUUCGCGUUAUGUUGGUUAGCGACCCAACAACCGACAAGGCGGGAGCCGCCAUGGACGUGUUCGUGGGCAGCCUGUCCGACCCGGACGCCUUCCCCGGCCUGGCUCACUUCACGGAGCACAUGCUGUUCUUCUCGUCGGAGAAAUACCCGGUGGAGGACGAGUACACCAAGUUCAUUUCGGAUCACGGAGGUACCACAAACGCCUACACGGCCGCGGAACACACCAACUACCACUUCGAUGUGAACUGGGAGGCGCUGGCGGGCGCGUUGGACCGCUUCGCGCAGUUUUUCAUCGCCCCCACCAUCAGCGAGGACGGCAUCGAGCGGGA
This is a messenger RNA of Astrephomene gubernaculifera, 760 nucleotides long. NCBI's taxonomy places the organism in Eukaryota, Viridiplantae, Chlorophyta, Chlorophyceae, Chlamydomonadales, Astrephomenaceae. The record is from the annotation of a GenBank genome assembly.